AUGAAGGGUAAUCACAAAGUAAUGAUCUGACAGUGAAAAACAGGCUACAUUUUUAUAAGGUGUGCUUCACAGUAGGGGAGGUGUUGUGACAGAUAUAAAAUCCUUUAGAAUAAUUUUUUUUCUAGACAAAACCACAAUAUUAAAAUGAAAGGCUGUCCCCUGUAUUUUGGAUCCCCCAUGAAAUAGAUCUACUUUUUCAUCUCUUUUAUGGUGCUAUAGAUUAAAUACCAGAAGCUUUCCCCGUAAGAAAUGUGGUACAGACACAUGUAGUCUGCAGUUGUUAAAGGGGAGUGCAGCAGUGGGAGAGCCAAUUAUUGCUCCAUAAAUGUCAUGGUUCCCAGGGCAAUUUCCUCUCAGUGACUGGAGAAAGCCAUAGUGUGUUUUGGUAAAAUACAUAAUAAAGCAAAUAUCCAUUAGUUCCUUAAGGAGUAUACUAUCACAGUUUUUUUCCCUGCAUGAUGACUCAUAUUUUUCACUACUAGAAGGAGAUUAUCCUAUAGAUUAAACGUUUAGUGCUCACUGACAUAGUUUAGGGAUAUUAUGAGAAGCACACUGUUUUACUGCUGUAGUGUCUUUGUUACAAAAUAUUUUGUGUCAUGCCUACACACACACACACAAAAACAAACCAGUGUUCUAUUGAAAAAGGAUUUAUGAAUUUUUCUUACUUGAUGAGAUUUUAAGGAAGAGGAAAAUCUGUGGGCAGGAUUUAAUGCCAAAAUGAAAGUGCUGGUUGAGAGUAACGUACUAUGUUUUGUUUAUAAAUUCACAUUUUAACUGUAGGCUCAAAUAACAUCCAACUCCAGGAAACUUGCAUGAGCAGUUCAGCAAUGUUAUUUGUUUUUGUUGAUAGUAGAGGAAUAAUUGCUUUCAGCCCCAACCAGUUUUGUUUUGGCAGCUUUGUAAUGUUCUGUUUAUCAGCCAGGCAGUGUGAUUAGAAAACAUUACUUGACUGAUCACAUUUCAUUUCUUGCAGUAACUUGUUUAGCAUGCGGAGUGAGACAUCCCUAGCUAACCAGUUACCUUUUGCAAGGUGGCUUUGUAUUUUGUUAAGAACUUUCCUUUCUCUCCUUGCUGUUAGGCAAGACAGUCUGAGAGACGUAUCUUGUCUCCAUUCUUCACGGCUAUCUAGAAUCCCACAUCUUGGCAAAGUCAAUGUCAUAAUAUUUUGUACAAAAGCUGCGAAAAUGCAGCACAGUUUUCAUUAUUUGACCUCUAGAGACUAGAAAUGAGAAGAAAUUAUUAAUACACAUAAAACUGCCUUGCUUUUAGUGUAGAAUUUUCCAAAGAGUGAAUUGUCUGCACGUUCACUCUCACAACUGUACCUGCCUGUGGUGCACUGACUGCAACUGUCUGUACACACCUUCCAGACUAUUUCACAGUAAAGCAAAGCUUGUUAUAUUGUAUUUCCAGAGAGCUCUUAGCUGACUUUCUCAUCCUCAUUUCACAAACCAAAGAUCGUGUGCUGAAUUUAAUCCAUGUUAUUUCCUGCCAUCCCACAAGUCAGUAAGGCUUCUUUUCAUAUGUCUUUUAUUGUUCAGUUUGUGGAUCCUUUUGUUUUAACAUGAACUAGAGUUCUCUAUUGUGUGUGAACAUUGUCACUGCUGUCUAAGUACUCUAAAAAAAUACGAAAUUUAAAAAAGCAGGAAUACUAUAUGGGCCAGACUCAGACUCACACCACUCCAGGAGAGGCACAACAUGGCAAUCCCUGUAGUCGAAAGGUACAUAUGAAUUGCUGCAAGUUGAUGUACUUAUGAUGAUGAGGUAGAGAUCAGCAGCAAGUAAGAAAUCACAAGAAAGCUUGUGAAAAAAGAAAGGCAAACCAAAAUCUUGCAUUGUUUCAAAACCUUUUAAAAAUGCAACAUCUGUGUUUGUGUUUCCCCACCAGGACUGUGCUGUGUAAUGACCCAGAGAUGACCCUCACUCCUGUGAACUUCCCCGUAGAUACGUUCAAGCUUCGGAUAGAAAAGACAGCCAUCCGCAGGGUGCCAGGAGAGGCUUUCCACAAGCUCCACAACCUGGAGUACCUCUGGAUGCCCUAUAACUGCCUGGCCGGCCUCAGCAGCAUCACCUUCAAGGGCCUCCGACACUUGCAGGAGCUGAGACUGGAUGGGAAUGACUUAAUAUCAUUCCCCUGGGAGACCCUGGCUGACAUGCCCCAGCUGAGGCUUCUGGAUUUACACAACAAUGAACUUACCUCAGUCCCUUCAGAUGCUGCUCGGUAUGUCAGGAAUCUCACAUACCUGGACCUCUCUAGCAAUAAGCUGAUGACUCUUCCUCAGGUUCUUAUUGCCACCUGGGCCAACCUUCAGGCUGUUCCCUACUUCCCCAAUGAUAAUUCCAAGAUCAUCCUAGGCUUGCAAGACAAUCCUUGGGUAUGUGACUGCAGUCUGUAUGAAAUGGUCCAUCUCAUAAAUUUCCAGUCUCCUAACAUAGCAUUCAUUGAGCCCAGGCUGAAAUGCUUCACUCCCCGGAGCCUUGCAGGAGUCUUCUUCAGCCAAGUUGAGCUAAGGAAGUGUCAAAGCCCCGUGGUACAUACGUCCGUAGCCAAAGUAAAGACCAUCCUGGGCAGCACUGUGUUACUGCGAUGUGGGACUACGGGAGUGCCCAUUCCUGAGCUGAGCUGGAGAAGGGCUGAUGGUGCUCCACUGAAUGGCACAGUCCACCAAGAGAUUUCCAGUGAUGGGAUGAGCUGGUCUAUUCUGGGCCUGCCUGUCGUCUCUUACUUUGACUCUGGAGAAUACAUCUGUAAAGCCAAGAAUUUUCUGGGGGCAACAGAGGCGUUCAUAUCUCUCAUCAUCACUGACUCAGAGAGCACGGAUGACCCCAACACUAAUGCCAGAGGUUCAUGGAGUGGGAAGGUGAGUGGGAUGGAGGCAGCUGCCUACAAUGACAAGCUAGUGGCAAGGUACAUUAUCACCACCUCCACCAUGCCUACCCUGGGGGCUGGAGUGGGCACUGGAGAGACCCUUCUCCUCCCAGAUGUGGCACAAGAUAGCAACCCCAGAAACCUGCUGGUGAGCCCACCCACUGAGCCAGAGCAGGAGCAGGAGCGAAUUGUGAGGUCCGUCAGGGUGAUAGGAGACACUGAUGAGGGUAUCACCCUUGCCUGGAAGGCUCCUCUGGCAAAAAACACAACAGUUUUCAGUGUUCUCUAUGCUGUCUUUGGAGAGAGGGACAUGCGGAGAAUCAAUGUGGAGCCAGGGAAGACCAAGGUCACCAUUUAUGGGCUGCUGCCAAAGACCAAAUACAUUGUGUGUGUCUGUGUCAAAGGGCUGAUUCCCAGGAAGGAGCAAUGCAUCAUAUUUUCCACAGAUGAAGUAGCCAGCGCAGGAGGAACCCAGAAGCUCAUCAAUGUGGUUGUCAUCAGCGUGGCCUGUGUCAUUGCUGUUCCUCUGACACUGGUGGUCUGCUGUGGAGCACUCAAAAGGCGCUGCAAAAAAUGCUUUGUGCGGAAACCUAAGGACCUUCAGGAGUCCUACGUCACCUUUGAAAGCCUGUCUCCUGGGUCCAAGGUGAAAGGCGUGGAAGGAGAAUACUUGACUAGACAUACCCCCGAUGAGUCGAACAGGCUGCUGUCUGCCCGAUCCAGUGUGGACUCAGAAGCAAUACCAAAGGUAGAGGGGCAGCCUAAUGAAUACUUUUGCUGAUAGUAACUAGGCUGAUUGUCAGCUUGCUAGAUGGAAAGCACAUGGCUGUACACAGGACUCUGCUUCAGCUUUGCAUCCUGUCAAUGCUUCUGUCUCCAAAUGAUAUGGAGGAGGGUGCAAGAGGAUGGAUGGUGCCCAAGCUUUCCAGAAACUUGUUGGUCAUCCCACUUGGGGUUUACUGUUUUGUACCAGUCAAAGCUUCUGUGUUAAUGGCCUCGUUCUACUGGACCACUUUUAUUUUCAUAAAAUGAAGUGUGCACACUGACUGUGAGGACAUUCAGCAACAUUUCCGAGCACAUUCUGCUUGGUGUUGUUUAGUAUCUGCUCUGCAAUAUGUUGUGUUUUAGUUUCAGCUUUUUUGACAUUCUUUUGGUUGACAAACAGGGGAGUGUUUAGUAAUUUUAAUAUAAAUACAUAAGAAGGUGAAGAUUGAGAGUCUCACCUUUUACAUUUCCCAUGUUUGCAUGAAACAUGCAGCUUGAUGCUUAACAGAGCACUAAACGCAGAUGUACAGCAACCCUUUCUUGUAUGUUCAACAUAAUAACAUCUGUACACUCUGAAUUCAGAGAAAUGUGCAAAGGAGAUAGAAAUCAAGGGACAAAACCCAAUCCACUCCUAAGAAUACAUAACAGAGAGUGUUUUGUUAUUGCAUUUUGACCCUAAACACUUAAGGUUUUCUUGAAUGACAGUACCAUACAUAUCUUCCAGUAUCAGGCCCAGCUGGCAUUUUCUAUGUCUUGUAAUUAGUAGAGUAUGUUUUGUAUCAUCUGUGCUAGUUAAAAAUCAUACAAUAUCCUACCCUGCAAAUUGUGUGUGACAUUGUAAUGCUUUGUGAUCAUACUGAAAAGCCUACAUUAGACAGUUCUGCAAAAAUCUCCCAGACCAGCCCUGAUCAUUGGUGCUGGCUCUCCUGACAAAACUGGUGGUGAACACCAGUGGGCUCAGCCAGGCGUUUUGGUUUGGUCAUGAAAAGAGCUUGCUCUGUGCAAAGGAGUAUGUGAUGCCAUGGUAGAUCACUGGCCAGGCACACAUCAGCCAUACUUCCACCAUGGCAUCAGUGGUGGCAGAAGCUCAGUGUGGACUUUUGGGUU
Molecule: messenger RNA, 4738 nt
Organism: Apus apus (common swift)
Lineage: Eukaryota; Metazoa; Chordata; Aves; Apodiformes; Apodidae
Gene: LRIT1
Product: leucine rich repeat, Ig-like and transmembrane domains 1
Exons: 3
Coding region: 1854-3647 (597 amino acids)
Cellular component (GO): endoplasmic reticulum membrane
Molecular function (GO): protein binding
Source: RefSeq, a predicted model, not a curated record